AUGGCCAAGUUGGCCUCAUUGGAGGAGGAGCUUAAAAACCUUCGCCUACGAGAUGUGAAGUCGACCCAAGUCGUGAUGGCGGAAGUUUGGGGAUGUUGUGGUGAAACGGGCCAUGGAGGCCACGAAUGCCCGAGAUACAUGGAACCGUUGCGCCGAGGAAUUCUGACGGCAGUGGAGGCUGUGGUGAGUCGAUGUUCCCAACUCGUUCUCCGACAUUUGAAAUUUCGAUUCAACGGCAGGCUGCAGAGGCAGCAACUGAGGGGACAACGACUGACGAUUGACAUCUACCGAAACCUCGAACACCACGCUGACUGGACUUUUGAUCUGCGCUGCGCCAACACCCUUAUCAUCGGAGAAUCGCCAGCGACCCUGAAUCCCACAGUGUGCAGGGAAGGUGGCACGCUGGUAGGGUUCCAGUCCCCUAAAUUCCCCCGAUGA
This is a messenger RNA of Striga asiatica, 438 nucleotides long. The record is from the annotation of a GenBank genome assembly. NCBI's taxonomy places the organism in Eukaryota, Viridiplantae, Streptophyta, Magnoliopsida, Lamiales, Orobanchaceae.